AUGGCGGCGAACCUGAGCCGGAACGGGCCCGCGUUGCAGGAAGCCUACGUGCGGGUAGUCGCUGAGAAGUCCCCAACUGACUGGGCCCUCUUUACUUACGAAGGCAACAGCAAUGAUAUCCGCGUGGCUGGCACUGGGGAGGGGGGCCUCGAGGAGCUGGUGGAAGAGCUCAACAGCGGGAAGGUGAUGUAUGCCUUCUGCAAGGUGAAGGACCCCAACUCCGGCCUGCCCAAGUUUGUUCUCAUUAACUGGACUGGUGAGGGUGUGAACGAUGUGCGGAAGGGGGCGUGCGCCAAUCACGUCAGCACCAUGGCCAGCUUCCUGAAGGGAGCCCACGUGACCAUCAAUGCCCGGGCUGAGGAGGAUGUGGAGCCCGAGUCCAUUAUGCAGAAGGUAGCCAAGGCUUCGGGGGCAAACUACAACUUUCACAAGGAGAGCAGCCGCUUCCAGGAUGCAGGACCCCAAGCCCCUGUGGGCUCUGUGUACCAAAAGACCAACGCCAUGUCCGAGAUCAAAAGGGUCGGCAAAGACAGCUUCUGGGCCAAAGCAGAGAAGGACGAGGAGAACCGCAAGCUGGAGGACAAGCAGCGGGCAGAGGAGGAACGCCGGCGGCUGGAGCAGGAGCGUCAGGACCGGGAGCGGCGUGAGGCUGCCCGCCGUGAGCAGCGCUACCAGGAGCAGGAGCGGGAAUCCAGCUCCCAGAGGAAGCCUGAAGAGCAGCAGGAAGUCAUUUCAGGGGCACGACUGUCCCAGGCCUCCGCCUGUCAGCAGCCCAUGCACCCACGGGACAUCUUCAGACAGAAGGAGAGGGCCAUGUCCACCACCUCCAUCCCCAGCCCCCAGCCAGGCAAACUGAGGAGCCCUUUCCUGCAGAAGCAGCUCACCCAACCAGAGAUCACCCCCAUCAUCAGGGAACCCACAGGCUCCUCCUCUGGUCCAGAUCUCCUCAGGGACCCGGGGCCCACUGUCCUUGAGUCUGCAGUGCCGGUGGAGGAGGAGGCUGUCUACCAGGAGCCCCCGGAGCAGGAGAACCUCUACGAGGAGCCCCCACUGGUACAGCAAGAAGAAGCUUGCUCUGAGUUCAGCCACUAUGAGCAGGACGCAGGACUGCCUGGGAAGGGGCUUUGUGCCCGGGCCCUGUACGACUACCAGGCAGCGGAUGACACAGAGAUCUCCUUCGACCCUGAAAACCUCAUUACUGGCAUCGAGGUGAUUGAUGAGGGCUGGUGGCGUGGCUAUGGGCCAGAUGGCCACUUCGGUAUGUUUCCUGCCAACUACGUGGAGCUCAUUGAAUGA
Molecule: messenger RNA, 1296 nt
Organism: Chrysochloris asiatica (Cape golden mole)
Lineage: Eukaryota; Metazoa; Chordata; Mammalia; Afrosoricida; Chrysochloridae
Gene: DBNL
Product: drebrin-like
Exons: 13
Coding region: 1-1296 (431 amino acids)
Biological process (GO): postsynaptic actin cytoskeleton organization; positive regulation of axon extension; neuron projection morphogenesis
Cellular component (GO): plasma membrane; cortical actin cytoskeleton; lamellipodium
Molecular function (GO): actin filament binding
Source: RefSeq, a predicted model, not a curated record